AUGCCUGGCCUUUGUUACAGUCUCCUCUUCUUCAAAACCGACUGCAAAAGCCUCCUCUCCUUCCCCCAUUUCCUGCAUUUUCUUCGAUUAUCCACUGCUUCGAUCGAAAAACCACCUCCAAACACCAAUUUCAUCGUUGAUUACCUCAUAAACUCACUUGGGUUCUCAGCAGAAAAAGCAAUCCUCGUAUCGAAACGCCUCGCCCACAUAAAAUCCCCCAAAAAACCCGACUCUGUUGUCAACUUAUUCCGAAACUGCGGUUUCAGCGAUACCCACAUCAAGAGUCUCGUUUCUUUACUGCCCACGUUGCUUUCCGCCCAUGUCGAGAAAACCCUUCUUCCGAAAAUCAGAAUUCUGCAAGAAAUAGGUCUAACAGGGCCUACCCUGGCGGAAGUUUUAGUUGUGAAUCCAACGCUUCUGACCGUAAGCGCUGAAAACACGCUUUUGCCUUCACUUAAUUUCCUUCGAACUCUCAUCGGGAAUGACGGAGACGUCGCAACAGUCCUCAAGAGAUCCAGAUGGCUCUUUAACGCGGGCGAUGUCCAGAAACAAAUGCAGCCCAACAUCUCGACUCUACAGAAAUACGGUGUGGCUGACGAAAGAAUCAAGAAGCUCGUCGUACAAAGCCCUAGAUACCUCUUGCGGAAGCCCAUUUGGCUUGAACACAUCGCAGACCGAGUUGAACUCGAAUUCGGGAUCCCUCGUGGUUCAGGGAUGUUUGCUUAUGGAGUUGAUGUGCUGUGCUCUCUCAGUAAGACAACAUUGGAGAAGAAGUUCCAGAUCUUUGCGAGCUUUGGAUGGUUAGAAUCCGAUACAAAGACUGCCUUCCGGAACCUUCCUUACUUUUUGGCAUUGUCAGAGGGGAAGAUCCGGCGUGGGUUGAAUUUCUGGAUGAAGGAGCUUAAGUACGAGCCUUCUUUCAUUGCUCGCUGUCCAAAGCUUCUGAUGUUCAAUUUGGAGACCCGGAUUGUUCCGCGGCAUUUGGUUUUUGAGGCACUGAAGUCGAAGAACUUGAUCAAGAAUCUGAAAAAUCCGAGUCUACAUAAAAUCGUUUGCUUGCAGGAGCAUCAGUUUUUGGAGGAUUAUGUGCUUCAGUUUAAGGUGGAGGCUCCAGAGCUCUAUGAAAUUUACAUUUCUAAUUCUGGUAAACAUAGUUCUGAUGAAAAAUUCUGUUUUGGGAAGAUUGAUACACUGCGUGCUAUGAAGCUUGAUAUGCAGGCGCUCAGAAAUGGUACUUGUGGCAUAUAUCAACUCAAAGUUGCUGACCGUCACAAGGACCUGAAGAUCAUCCUUACAGUCUCCUUGCAUCCGAAUCGGUCUAAUUCAUGA
This is a messenger RNA of Magnolia sinica, 1329 nucleotides long. RefSeq lists its product as uncharacterized. Gene Ontology annotation, molecular function: double-stranded DNA binding. Bases 1 to 1329 code for a protein of 442 amino acids. Gene Ontology annotation, cellular component: chloroplast. Gene Ontology annotation, biological process: regulation of DNA-templated transcription; chloroplast organization. The transcript has 5 exons. Lineage: Eukaryota; Viridiplantae; Streptophyta; Magnoliopsida; Magnoliales; Magnoliaceae. The record is from RefSeq and is a predicted model, not a curated record.